UUUUUUAUUUUUGAGUGAUUAAAAAGGAAUAAUUAAUGUUAAGAGUGAAAAUGAUUUAAUAAUAGUAAUAAAAAAAAUCGAGGGGGAAGAAAAUUAACGCAAAAGAAUAAGAUGAAGUUGAGAUCAAACAUAAAAAAGAAAAAUGUACUGUGGUGAAAAAUUUAACGAUGAUCAACAGCAUCAAAGAUUUUUGUUGUUGUCGUCGGAUCAUUUCUGUUGGCACAAAUAUUGUUGUUGUUGUUGUGUGGUGCAGAAAUUUCGACCACUAGAUGCAACCAUCAGCAUCGGUUUCAUCGCCCACUGAGAUGGACUUGCAAGCAAUGCAAUCGAUGAGCUGGUUGUUCAAAAAGGAAAAUUUUUUCAACCUGGCCCAAUUCUAUCAACACACUGCCGCAUUGAAAGAUAAAGAUAUAGCCGAAUUAAAAGGACAGGUGGCUUCCUUAGAAAAUAAAUUAGAAGCGAAUAUGGAUCGGCAUAGCUUCGAAAGUGAGAUAACCGCAAAAGAAAAACAGUUUUUGUUACAGAUUUCGCAACUCGUCGAAGAAUUACAACGAAAAGAAGCUACGAUAGCGAAACUACACGAGGGUUUCUCAAAAGUGCCGAUUUUAGAGGAACAACUGGACCAAAAGAACCAAUACAUAGCCAAAUUGGAGGCGAAAUUGGAGAGUCAAAAAGAUUACGAAGAUAUCAAAAAAGAAUUGAGCAUUCUUAGGCUUUCGACGCCGACGACGACGCCGUCGCUGGAAAAUCAAAAACCGUUAAAUUUGGAUAACCUAAAAUUGGAGCCGGUCAUUACGAAAAGUCCCGAGCCUUCGUUACCGGAAGAGCGAAAAUCCCCGAAAACAACGCCAUUUCCCCCGCAUUUUCAAAACGUUGAAACUUUCGGAACGUUACUCGGCGAAGAAAUUGUUGCGAAUUGGAAGCGAAGUAUCGAAACUUUAAGCGGGAAAGCAGUUUUAAGUGAAACUGAGACAACCGAAAAAAGCACAGCUUCAACCCCGCAACCUCAAGAAAUUAUCCGACAAAAUUCGCCGAUUAUUAACGGUCAAAAUAACCCUAAAAGCCCGGAAGAUAAUAAUAAUUUAAGUCACAACAAUAACAACAACAACAUCCCAAUUUUAACCUCAAACGUAACAGUUUUGGCAAACAAUUUCUUAAAAACGGAAGAUUUAAAAAGCCCAUUUCGAUUCGAAGACCACCAACCCCAACAACAACAACACCCACAACAACAACAAAGAUCGUUUCGGUUUGCCGAAGACAUGGGACUCCCGCCCGGUUCGAUGGUCGGGCGUUUAGGUGAAAGUUUAAUUCCAAAGGGCGAUCCGAUGGAAGCGAGGUUACAAGAAAUGUUGAGGUUCAACAUGGAUAAAUAUGCGAGUCAAAAUUUGGAUACGUUGCAUAUCUCGAGGAAAGUUCGAGAGCUGCUUUCGAUUCACAAUAUAGGUCAAAGACUGUUCGCCAAAUACAUUUUGGGGUUAUCGCAGGGCACCGUUUCGGAAUUACUCUCAAAACCGAAACCUUGGGAUAAAUUAACGGAAAAAGGGCGAGAUAGUUAUCGGAAAAUGCACGCGUGGUCAUGCGAUGAAAAUGCGGUGCUUUUAUUGAAAAGUUUAAUACCAAAGAAAGAUAAUUUUUCAACAGGCAAAGAGAUUGCAUCUUACGGUGGUCGUCAAGAGACGGGUCCUCGCGAAGCCGAUUUCAACGACGAAAGAAUCGCUCACAUCCUAAACGAAGCUUCGCAAAUCCACGGCUCAAAACAUAACCUCCAAACCACCGAAGACACGCACAGCAACGAAGACUCGAAAUCGCCGCAAGGAUGUUCGAGCCCCUUCUCGAAGGACUCGUCACAAAACCGAAAACUAAAAAAAUACGAAAACGACGAUAUCUCCCAAGAGAAAGUCGCGCGAAUUUACCAAGAAGAGAUGGCCAAAUUGAUGGGGCGAAGAAUCGAAGAUUUUCGGACAUCUCGCGAUGCGAUGUUUUUACCUCAAAUUUUUGCUGGGGGACAUCUUGAGCGUAGUCAGGAAGAGAUGCGAGCUCUUUUGGAUGCUUACCAUCAAUUGGCGAAGAUGAAUUCGUGCGGAAAUCAAGGUGGGUUUGGAAAUUUUGGGUUAUUAGCGCUUCAUCAGCAGGCGUUGGCGCAACAAAAUGGGGGGGUCCAAGAUUUAUCAUUACCAAAAGACAAAAAAAUCAACGGAGAUGACCAAUCCAAAGAAGAUAACAAUACCAAAGACGAUUCAAAUUUACCCAAUUCAAAAGUAGGAAGUGCUUUUAGUUUGGUUAAGCCAAAACUUGAAACAUCUUCAUCGACGACAUCAAGUCCUUUGGGUAAUACGAUUUUACCACCGAUAGGGGGAGGGGGUGAUGUUGAUUUUGGUACGGCAGCUUCGGCGAGUCCGCUUCAAAGAAUGGCUUCGAUUACGAAUUCUUUAAUCUCUCAACCUCCUUCGCAACCUCACCCCACCACGAAUCAACGACCUUUAAAAGCGGUUCUUCCCCCGAUUACUCAACAACAAUUCGAUAUGUACAAUAAUCUUAACACUGAAGAUAUCGUGAAAAAAGUGAAAGAACAAUUGAGUCAAUACUCGAUUUCUCAACGAUUAUUCGGCGAAAGUGUUUUAGGUUUAAGCCAAGGAUCCGUUAGUGAUUUAUUAGCAAGACCUAAACCUUGGCAUAUGUUAACGCAAAAAGGUCGAGAACCUUUUAUAAGAAUGAAAAUGUUUCUUGAAGAUGAUAACGCCGUUCAUAAAUUGGUGGCGAGCCAAUAUAAAAUAGCCCCGGAGAAAUUAAUGCGGACCGGAGGUUAUGGUGGAGCUUGUAACAUCAAAGGUAAUUUAAAUCAAAAUACUAAGAUUCUCACGGACGCCACUGGAAUUUUAACUCAACUCUCGAAAGACGUUCAAAACCCUCUUCUCCCGCCUAAUUUUAAUCAUAACCUUACGAACCUCGCCCAAAAUCAAUUAUCAAAUUUAACAUCGAAUCAACUUUCGAAUUUGAGUUCGAAUCAUUCGGCGACGCCGAUGUUGUUGACCCCACCCGGGGUUCCCCCGCAUCACGCGAUUAGUUUGCAAAGUCAACAAGAUCACCAACAGCAGCAGCAUCAGAUGAAAAAAUCUUCGGUUAGUCCGCAUUUGGGGAUGGGACCAACUCCUGGGGGGGUUGUUCCAAAUCAACAACAACAACAACCACAUGGAGUUGCGAUGAGGUCGUUACAUCAACACAUUUCGCCUAGUGUCUACGAGAUGGCGGCGUUGACGCAAGAUUUGGAUACUCAAGUGAUUACGACGAAAAUUAAGGAGGCUUUGUUGGCGAAUAAUAUUGGACAGAAGAUUUUUGGUGAAGCCGUCCUCGGUUUAUCUCAAGGCUCAGUCAGCGAACUCCUUUCAAAACCAAAACCUUGGCACAUGUUGAGUAUAAAAGGUCGCGAGCCGUUCAUCAGAAUGCAGCUUUGGCUAAACGAUGCUCACAACGUUGAUCGUUUGCAAGCUUUGAAAAACGAACGUCGCGAAGCGAACAAACGCCGAAGAAGUUCCGGCCCCGGAACGCACGACAACAGCUCCGACACUUCCAGUAAUGACACCUCAGAGUAUUACCAUUCAAAUUCACCAGGCCCCGGACCUCCAGUUCCGAAGAAACAACGAGUUUUAUUCACCGAGUAUCAAAAGAUCGCUUUAAACGUAGCUUAUGAUUUAAAAAAUUACCCGAAUCAAUCUGACACCGAUUUUCUCGCGAUGGAGUUAGGAUUACCAGAUCGAACCGUUAGCAAUUGGUUUCAUAAUCAUCGGAUGCGAUUAAAACCAAGCGGAAAUACAAUCGAUCGAGAACAAAGUCAAAAUCAACCCGGUUUGGAUCCGACACGAUUUCGAUUAUUAUUAAAUAAAAAAAUGCUUGAAUUAAGUCAAGAAAGAAUCGGAUUAGCUAAUUUACCCAUAGGUUAUCCGUAUUUAGCGUCAAAUCCGAAUAUUGCAGCCGCUUUAAUCAGUCGUGGAUUACUUCCAUCUGAAUUAGAUUUGAAUUCGUUAAAUAACGCGGUGAAAGAACAAAUGUCCGGUUUAGAUUUAACGAUUUCUUCAUCGGGGAUUAAAAGGGAAUCUCCGGAUUUCGUUGAAGAUGACGAAGAAAUCAUCAGCAACGCUUCCGAGGAUUCAAAUUUAUCCGAAAACCAUUUAAACUCAACUCAAAACAAAGAAAAUUCGAAUCGAACGUUGCCAAAUCAUCAAAACCCACAUCAAAAUCAACAUCAAAUUCACCAUCAUCACCACCACCACCAAAAUAACCAAAGUCGAUCGUCACGAAGAAAACCUGCAGCUCCACAAUGGGUCAAUCCAGAUCAAAAUCAUCACCAAACGCACCAUCAAAACGAUGAAGUCAUCAUCAAUGGGGUUUGCGUGAUGCAAACUGAUGAUUUUUCGCGAAGAAAUUCGUUAGAAACCGUUCGAAUCGAACCCCAAGCUGUCGUUGAUGGUUUUGACGUUGACGAUCGAAGCGAAACAUCCUCAGUGAGUCAAGAAAACGACCAUCAUCACAAUCGCGAUCACCGAGAAGGCGAUCAAAGGCGAUUAAGUGAAAGUUUAGCGGAGAAAAACGACGGGGAUGAUGUAAAAAAUGAGAAUGAUGGUGUUGAAGGGGUCGUCGAGCGGGUUAAACAGGAACGGGACGACGAAGACGGUCACGAAGGGCUCGACGAUAGUCGAUGGGAUUAUUAAUUGUGGGGGUUGAGAGAUUUUCGGAAAUGGUUAAAAAUCGAUUCAAAAAAAUCAUCAAAAAUUUAUUAUUAACGUGGUUUUAGAAAAAUGUCGAAAAUAAAUGACGAGAUUUUAACGAAUUAAUCAAAAAAUCGUAAUCGCGCUAAAAAAUGCUUUAAAACGAUACCAAACACGACUAUGUUAUCUUUAA
This is a messenger RNA of Onthophagus taurus, 4896 nucleotides long. The record is from RefSeq and is a predicted model, not a curated record. NCBI's taxonomy places the organism in Eukaryota, Metazoa, Arthropoda, Insecta, Coleoptera, Scarabaeidae.